Ooceraea biroi (clonal raider ant) is the source of this 3277-nucleotide messenger RNA. RefSeq lists its product as uncharacterized. The record is from RefSeq and is a predicted model, not a curated record. Lineage: Eukaryota; Metazoa; Arthropoda; Insecta; Hymenoptera; Formicidae.
CUUUUUUUUUAUUGUAUAAAAAGAGAGGGCCUUGGCAUCGCCAUCCGGCCAGCGGUUACAAUAUAUCAUAGAUCUUAUAUACCUGGAUAGGCCUUGUUAAUGAAAAUCGGGGACCGAGAUGCCAGAGCGAGAGAGCAAUAUAUUUUCUGUCCUUCUAUUGGAAAAGGAAAGACUGCGCAAGCGCGGAGGCGCAGGAACGUAAUAUCUGAUGAAGCAUUAGAAAUAUAAUCAAAUGAUAUAUUAAAGAUUAUAAAUAAACAAGUAUAAUAAAAAAUCAAGCGGCAAGGGCUUUUACGGCUAUUAAACAAACAGAUAAUUAUAAAACUUCAGAAUUAAGGAAAUUGAAAGUGGAAUACCUGGAGAUAUUUUAUAGGGAUGUAAGAAGGAAGGAGUUAUUUUUCCGGGAAAAGGAAACAAGAGAAGAUAUAAAAAUUAAUGUAUGAUUGAGAAAAGAAGUAAUAGCAAAUAUCAUUAGCAUGUUAUUUAGUAGUAUAAUAUAAACAAUAUUAAUAUAAUAUAAAUACUAUUUCUAACUUAUAGUAUCUAUAAACUUAUAGUAGUACUUUUACAUCAAACUUUGUGGGAUGAUUUUACAAGGAAUCAGUCAUGAGAAAAUAAAAUUAAUUUAGUUAAUUUUUUACGUAUUUUAUUUGGCUUUUCGUUAUUUUCACGUGCUAUGUGAUGAAAUCUUAUGUCUAUGUAAGUAGAAACAAUAAGAUUUAUGAGCUGAUUUCUGUGAUUACAAUAAAAAUCUUGGCCCUGAGAGUGACCUGUAAUAAUUUCAGUGAAAACAACUUUAUUAACUGAAUUUUUUACUUUACUUAUUCUAAAUCCGACUGUAGCACAAAGCAAAUACAUAUCCUUUAUAUGCGUCUGAAUAUUUUCAAUUACUUUUAUCACAUUUUUAACCAAUAUCUGCCGCAUAUUUUACAUCUUAUCGUCAUUUUAUCGAUAAAUGAAUAAAUCACUUUUAUAGGUUACAUUCAUGACACAUACGUGAAACCGAACUGUUGGCCAGUUUUAAUACAUCAUUUCGCGCAUGCGUUUCGUAUACUGUAAAGUGAAGAAUGGACGAUGAAUGGACAAGUUCUCACUCUUUCUCUCUACAGGGAAAGGCCUAUCCAGGUAUAUAAGAUCUAUGCAAUAUAUGGACUUACAGUAUCGACCGAAAACUACAGCUGGUCUCGCGCUAAAACUACGACAUAGCUGAGACCAUGGUGGAAGAAUACAAGGUGUGCUCAUUUAUGAGACGAAUUUCGUACCGUUCUGCGCAGAUUCCAGAUGCCGCCAUUUUUGUUCAGAUCAUAUAUAUAUCGCCCAGACAGCACACAGAUAUCCUAAAGAUAUCCAUCAGAUGUCCUUCAAGGAUAUUGAGGAUAUCCAUAGACCAUCCGUUUUACGUCCUUUGGACAUGUUAUGGAUGUCCAUAGUAUAUCUGUUUAUGAAAUUGGUGUACAUGUUUUACGUCCUAAAUACGUCCAUAGGACAUCCACUGGACAUCCUGGGACGUGAUAAAGGCCCAGGUAGCAAGCACAGAAGACGACAUUCUGAGACGUUAAAAAGACGUAACUUCGUAACCUGUUUUUACCUUUUAGUAACGUCUUAAUGACGUUUUAAUAACAUCAUAACGCGAAAUAAAAGAUAAAAUCGAAAUUAUAUACCAAAUUAUUAUUUUAUUUUAAACAAGAUUUAUUUUGCAACGUGUACAUAUAAAUUGUUAUACAGUUAUAAUGUACCAUUGAAAAUGUACCAUACUGAAAGAGUAUUCGAUUUUUGUUAAUUAAAAUUUCCACUUACCUCACACGGGAUUUGAACCUGCGUCGUUGAGCUUCACAGUCCUCGUUCUAGUCCACUACGCUAUCGAGUAUAUUUAAUAAGCGCCUUUUAAAUUCUGCUCUUAGUGUGUUAAAGAACACUUAUGUACGAACUUAAAAAGUCAAAAAUAUACAUACAAAUAAAAUAUUCUUAAACUUCAUUUUAUGUCUAAUAAAAUAUUAUAAAGAAAAGAACUAAAGAUUACCUCUAAAUUCGUCGAUAAUUCUUAGAGAACCAAUCAAAAACCAUAAAGCGUUUUACCAUCAAUAAUAAUUGUGAAUAAAUAUUUGCUGCGCGUUUUACUGAUUAUAAAAAUGGAAGUUGAAUUUCUUCAUCUCAAAGUUUGAUUUAUCAAAUAAUCCUCGUGUGUGUAUGUGUGUGUGUGUGUGUGUGUGUGUGUGUGUGUGUGUGUGUGUGUGUCUGAAUAAUUUAUUUGCAUAUAGCAUGCACAGAAAAAGAUCGGAAUUACAUGCAGAUGGCGUUGACAUAGCGCAUACAGGGAGCAAGUACAAAUAAGAAUAGCAUAUGGAUAUACAAACAUGUCCAUUUUAGGAUAGUCCUGCAAUGUUCACAAAUGUAUAUCCUAUGGAUAUCUGUAUAAGGUUCACAGAUAUCCCGACAAGAAAUGGACACAAAACGGAUGUCCAUAGGAUAUCCUGUGCUGUCUGGGCGCGGUAAAGCAAGUAUAGGUUUGUGAUAGUUUGCGAUUGUGAAUCUCCAGUGAAUCUCUCUUGAGUACCACAAUGAGUACAUGUUCUGUAAAAACAUGCAAAAACGACACUCGAAAAUCAAAUAAUAUUCAGUUUUUUCUGUUUCCGAAAAACAAAGAAUUAUUAUUAAAAUGAGAAGCAGCGUGUGGAAAAGAAAAUGUUAAUAUGAAAAAUGGACGCAUCUGUUCUGUUCACUUUGAUGCAACGGCAUACAAAGACCCCUCAUGGAUGCAACCACUGUUAGGUUAUACAACGCCGAAGAAGCGUAAAUUGAAAUCUCAUGCAGUCCCCACGCAGAAUUUAGAUUCAACUAGUGAAGAUGUACAAGUAGCAUCUUCAUCAGUCAAGAGAUUUCAUGAAUUUAAGGUAAUACCAAGUGUAACAUCUACUACAAUACAACCUGAAGACCAAAUGGAGGCUUCGACUUCAAGAUAUUCACCACAUUUUGAUAAAGCUGAUAGAAUGUCUGCGAAAUCAGAAUCCUAUCACGAAAUAAAAAAAUUAAAAAGAAAAUGUACAAAGUCGGAGUUACUCAUCAGGACUUUACAGCACCACGGUUCUGCUAUUUGUAAGGAGCCAUGGAUUUUUAAAACAUUAGCGUCAGAAAUUAUGCAAUUACAAGACAAAAAUUGCCUAGUAAUACCAAACAAGGUAUUAUUAUGUUUAAUUCGCACAAGAACAUACAUAUGUCCGUGUUCGAGAAUUAAAUAAACAAUUAAAAAAUGAUGCGUAUACAAGAAAAAAAGAAAAAA